CCUAACUCGUUUCCUGACGUCCGAUUUUGCGCGUGCACUGCUGUCAUUUCCCUCGUGUAUACACAGUUCGACGUCUCAUUUCUCACAUCUACGAGCACAAUGGCUGACGCUGACGGCUACGACGAGAGCCACAAUGGCGAUGAGAGCGGCAUGACCGGGCCUGGCGCGCCUACGCCACUCACUGCGCUCGAGGGAGUUGCCGGCUUGACGAAGCGCGAUAUCCAAAUGGUCGUCGACGGCGGCUUCAACACCGUAGAGUCAGUAGCGUAUACCCCGCGCCGCAUGUUGGAGCAGAUCAAAGGCAUCUCGGAACAAAAGGCAACCAAGAUUCUUGCCGAAGCCUCGAAACUUGUGCCAAUGGGCUUCACGACCGCCACGGAGAUGCACCAACGACGAAGCGAGCUCAUCUCUAUCACGACUGGCUCCAAGCAGCUGGAUACACUUCUCGCCGGUGGUAUCGAGACCGGAUCGGUGACUGAGCUGUUUGGAGAGUUCCGCACGGGAAAGAGUCAGAUUUGCCACACUCUUGCCGUGACAUGUCAACUGCCCUUUGACAUGGGUGGCGGAGAGGGCAAGUGUCUGUACAUUGAUACUGAGGGUACCUUUCGACCUGUUCGAUUGCUGGCCGUCGCCAACAGAUUCGGUCUCUCCGGAGAAGAGGUCCUCGACAAUGUGGCCUAUGCUCGCGCGUACAAUUCAGAUCACCAGCUCCAGCUCCUCCAGCAGGCUGGUGCCAUGAUGUGCGAGACCCGAUUCUCGCUCCUCAUUGUGGACAGUGCGACGGCUCUUUACAGAACCGAUUUCUUGGGCCGAGGUGAACUCUCGUCGAGACAGACUCACCUGGCCAAAUUCAUGCGCACGCUUCAGCGUCUCGCCGACGAGUUUGGUAUUGCCGUGGUGAUCACCAACCAAGUCGUCGCACAGGUCGAUGGUGGACCGAGUGCCAUGUUUAACCCCGACCCGAAGAAGCCAAUCGGUGGUAACAUUAUCGCCCACGCAAGUACGACGAGAAUCAGCUUGAGAAAGGGUCGAGGCGAGACUCGUGUCGCCAAGAUCUACGACAGCCCCUGUUUGCCGGAGAGUGACUGUCUCUUUGCGAUCAAUGAGGAUGGCAUCGGUGACCCAAGCCCCAAGGACCUGGAGAAGGAAUAG
Molecule: messenger RNA, 1152 nt
Organism: Colletotrichum lupini
Lineage: Eukaryota; Fungi; Ascomycota; Sordariomycetes; Glomerellales; Glomerellaceae
Product: DNA repair protein rhp51
Exons: 3
Biological process (GO): mitotic recombination-dependent replication fork processing; DNA strand invasion; reciprocal meiotic recombination
Cellular component (GO): condensed nuclear chromosome
Molecular function (GO): single-stranded DNA binding; ATP hydrolysis activity; double-stranded DNA binding
Source: RefSeq, a predicted model, not a curated record